Molecule: messenger RNA, 3019 nt
Organism: Westerdykella ornata
Lineage: Eukaryota; Fungi; Ascomycota; Dothideomycetes; Pleosporales; Sporormiaceae
Exons: 5
Coding region: 92-2626 (844 amino acids)
Biological process (GO): DNA-templated transcription; regulation of DNA-templated transcription
Cellular component (GO): nucleus
Molecular function (GO): DNA-binding transcription factor activity, RNA polymerase II-specific; DNA binding; zinc ion binding
Source: RefSeq, a predicted model, not a curated record
CCCUGCCUCGCCCUUCACCGCCAAACGGCCACUGGUGCCCGCCCAAGCCGAUAGCCGUCCUGGCCUCGUGCACUACGACGAAAAGACACGCAUGCGGGCUUCGGUGGCAUGCGAGAGAUGCCGUUCCAGCAAAACUAAAUGCGUCAACGAUGGGCCCCAUACCCAAUGCGCCGCCUGCCGUCAGCGUCGCCGCGAAUGCGUCUACGCUCCGCCCUCACAGUCACCAAAGCUCCGGAGAGACAGCACUCUCGCCGACUCUCCCACGACCGCCACCCCCGACUCCGAGGCACCGAGAAAGCGUCACAAGAAAACAUCGACAUUGAUCUCUGCCGCACCUCUUCCUGAAGGCUCCGUCUUGUCUUCGCUUGACGACCCGCUCAGUCUUCCCAUCCUAACACACGAAACCUGGCUUAGGCUUUGGGCCAUCUUCGAACAGCAGUUCUAUGCCGACCUGCCCUUCUUACAUGCGAGGACCUUUAGGCGCCCCCUGCCCAGGCCGCCCAGCUCCCAUUUCCCCCCCAUGGUCUUGCUUGCCUUUCUGGCUCUCACGUCACCCUUCCAUGAUGAGCUGGUGAGGCAACACCCUCUGGGUUCCAGGGGCGCCAGGGCAGUCUCGCUGUAUUACUACAAAGCCGCCAAGGCCGAGCUAGGUCACCCGUUCGACGAGCCGAACCGGGAGCGCAUCCAGGCGCAGCUUAUGCUUGGUUUGUUUAACUUUGCCCACGCUAGCGGCGAGGCCUGGCUUUGGGUGGGAAAUGCCAUCCGCUGCGCCCAAGCCUUGAACUUGAAUGUCGUUCCGGAAAAGGAAAAGGAUCACAGGAAGGCAUCUGGCCUAUCCAUAGAGGAUCAAUUCAUCGAGGACGAGAUUACGCGCCGAACCUUCUGGUCCUGCUUCAUCAUGGAUCGAGCUCUCUGCGGAGGCACAAAUCGUCCCACCAGCAUCUUCAUCGAAGACAUAACCAUCCAACUACCCUGCAGCGAGAAUGCUUUCAACUUUGGCAAACCUGUCAAGACUGCUCGACUAGAAAAACUCAAGAUAACCGGUUCCGAGGACGACAUGGACUGCAAGAACGGAACUGGGCGUCAUAGCGUGAGUCGUGACAGUACCUUGACCAGCAAUGACGGCUCGGUACAGUGGGAGAUGGGCAAUGACGAGGGGCCCCUCUGCCAUUACAUUAGGGCCAUGGAGCUUUAUCGCGAGGUUCAUCAAUGGUUCAUCAACCAGACGCGAAAGAGCGAAGGAACGAGACCACCGUGGCAUCCCGACUCCACUUUAACCAAAUUCAACAAGCAUCUGGAUGCCCUGCGCCGUAAACUGCCAGACCAGCUCCGGCUUACACCGAAUAACCAUGAUGCCUACCUCGUCACGCAAGAAUCCGCUCCCUAUAUCCUGAUACACAUGCUGCACCUCAUCUGUAAAAUGAUGCCUCUCCGCGAGUACAUACCUGCCAAUGCCAUCAACUGCGAGCGCACCGGGCCCAUCGGUCCGUUGGACCCGCCCGUUUUCCCGAUUGAACAAUUUGGUCACGAAGACUAUUGGAAAAAGAGCGCUAGUGACCUCUUCAAGGCUUGCCACGACCUCACCGAUUUGUUGUAUAGAAGCGAGAAGUGGAACAGACUUCCAGAGACGCCGCUGAUGAUGUUCGCAGCAUAUUCACUGGCGCAAUGCGGCGUGUACGCUUUACACUAUCACUAUAUGGUGGUCUAUGAAGGUUACACCAAAGAAGACAUCUCCAACAGUCUCGCCAUUCUCAACGCAAGGCGUGGGAGAUGGAAACGCACGGCUGACAACUGGAAGUAUCUAGUGAAGUGGGAUCGCCACCUCAAGACCGAGCAAGAGAUGCACUACAAGGCGCGGACCGAGUCCGAGAGAGGGUCAAAUCGUAGCGGCGGUGCCACCGAUGAUCGGCUCCUUCCCGUGAGCGAGGGAGGUACAGGAGGCGGCGCCGAGGAGUACAACAGACUGUAUGCGAAACUUCUGAAAGGCACUGAGCAUACCACAACCUCCGUAGAUGACGAAGGUAUUUUCCUCGACGAGGACGGUGACCACGACUUUGGUCCCAUACCCAUCCAUGCACUUGGCAAAGUGGAUAACAGGCGUCCAGUUGAGACGCUACCGACCCGAACACAAUCCCGUUCAGACGUUGUAAACGGCACGCCGCCGGCAACCUUCACUGCCAUCAAUGGGUACAGAUCGGAUGCCGUCAAAUCGGACACCACAGUCUCGUCCGGUACGCCCGACACGCCCGUGGGAAAUCCGGAGCCUUCCGGCCAUCCAUAUAUCAGCCCGGCCCCUUCGGGACCCUCGGUUACUCCACAAACAGUGUACGGAGCUCCGUACAGACCUUCGACGAGCUACCAGCACUCGGAUUCCUCUCAUCAUGCCUCGGGGUAUCCACAAUAUCAUGCGGAAUCGGCGCAGCGUACGUCUCAUGCCAUGUCGCAAAAUGUUGGUCAUCCGCAGUCAGAGUACUCCAAUGCGCAGUAUUUGGGCGACUUUAGGCCACCCAUACCCUUGUUUAACCACUGGCACAACGGGUUCCCCAACGUUGCGGCAAUUGACGAUCCGUGGAGGGAAGACGCGCUUUACCCGUCCCCUUACUACGCGCAGUACAACCAACCCUGAGUGGGCCCAAUAGGAUGCCCCAGAACAGGAAAGGCCUGGCCACGCGCUGUUGCCCCUCUGUUCUCUUUCUAGUUCCCUAUAGAAUCGGCUUCGUAGGACUGUGUUUACGCUUCGUUGGCCAGCGUUUUACGUGUCUCUAUUCUUUCCUUGUUGAUGGCGAGCAAGCAAAGUCCUCUCUGCAUGUUUCAGCAUAUUCUUUGACCAUUCGCCCGGUGGGCUUGACUGGUGCGUGGCCGGCUUUUGCUACCGCGUGGAACCCUUUCUCUGUCGUAUUUGCCUUGGGAUGUCUUUUGGGAGAUUUGGGAUUUUUUUACCUGGGAUCAAAAGGGAUUUUUUAUGCGCUGGAUACCACUUGUGCCUUUAGUUGUUUCUUCCUCCUUUUCUUUGGUUUUG